Molecule: messenger RNA, 7605 nt
Organism: Erinaceus europaeus (western European hedgehog)
Lineage: Eukaryota; Metazoa; Chordata; Mammalia; Eulipotyphla; Erinaceidae
Gene: HIPK3
Product: homeodomain interacting protein kinase 3
Exons: 16
Coding region: 362-3937 (1191 amino acids)
Biological process (GO): peptidyl-serine phosphorylation; peptidyl-threonine phosphorylation
Cellular component (GO): cytoplasm; PML body; nucleus
Molecular function (GO): protein serine/threonine kinase activity; ATP binding; protein tyrosine kinase activity
Source: RefSeq, a predicted model, not a curated record
UGAGGGGAAGCCACACACACGCGCGCUUGCACACGCGCAACCGGAGCGCCCCGGCCGAUGGCCGCGUCCUUUGGCUUCGGGGCCAAGUCACUAGCGGCGCCGAGCGGCCGGCCUGGAGGGUGUCAGCCCCGGGGACGUGAGUGCGUGUGAUUGUCGGGGAGGAGAAAUGUGACCCGCCGCCCCGCGGCCCCCGCCGUGGCGGGAGGAAGGCGUGGCGGCCGCGCGGCGGGGCUGUUGCCGGCUUCUCUCGUUACGGAGGCGGCCGCCCGCUUCCCUUCUCGGCGCGGGGAGAACUCGUGGAGAGACUUGGGAGGAGAAUGUCUGUUUUCUGCUCGGGAGGGUGACGGUGUUUUAAAAUGGUAUGGCCUCACAAGUCUUGGUCUAUCCACCAUAUGUUUAUCAAACUCAGUCAAGUGCCUUUUGUAGUGUGAAGAAACUCAAAGUAGAGCCAAGCAGUUGUGUUUUCCAGGAAAGAAACUAUCCAAGGACCUAUGUGAAUGGUAGAAACAUUGGAAAUUCUCGUCCUCCCAUAAAGGGUAGUGCUUUUCAGACAAAGAUACCAUUUAACAGACCUCGAGGACAAAACAUUUCAUUGCAAAGUGCUGUUGUUUUAAAAAACACUGCAGGUGCUACAAAAGUCAUAGCCGCUCAGACGCAGCAAGCUCCAGUAGAGGCACCUCAGAUUGGGGCGUGGCGACACAGGCUAAAUUUCCUAGAAGGCUCCCAGCGAUGUGGAUUGAAGCGCAAGAGUGAGGAGUUGGAUAAUCAUAGCAGCGCGAUGCAGAUUGUUGAUGAAUUGUCUAUACUUCCUGCAAUGUUGCAAACCAACAUGGGAAAUCCAGUGACAGUUGUGACAGCUACCACAGGAACAAAACAGAAUUGUACCACCGGAGAAGGUGACUAUCAGUUAGUACAGCAUGAAGUCUUGUGCUCCAUGAAGAAUACUUAUGAAGUCCUUGACUUUCUGGGUCGAGGCACUUUUGGCCAAGUUGUCAAGUGCUGGAAAAGAGGGACAAAUGAAAUCGUAGCGAUCAAAAUUUUGAAGAAUCACCCUUCUUAUGCACGCCAAGGUCAAAUAGAAGUGAGCAUACUAGCCAGGCUCAGUACUGAAAAUGCGGAUGAAUAUAACUUUGUACGGGCUUAUGAAUGCUUUCAGCACCGGAACCAUACUUGCUUAGUCUUUGAGAUGCUGGAACAAAAUUUAUAUGACUUUUUGAAACAAAACAAAUUCAGUCCCCUGCCACUAAAAGUAAUCCGACCCAUUCUUCAACAAGUGGCCACUGCACUGAAAAAACUGAAAAGUCUUGGUUUGAUUCAUGCUGACCUCAAGCCAGAAAAUAUCAUGUUGGUGGAUCCUGUUCGGCAGCCAUACAGGGUGAAAGUCAUAGACUUUGGGUCAGCUAGUCAUGUAUCAAAGACAGUGUGUUCAACAUAUCUACAAUCUCGGUACUACAGAGCUCCAGAGAUUAUAUUGGGGUUGCCAUUUUGUGAAGCCAUAGACAUGUGGUCAUUGGGUUGUGUGAUUGCAGAAUUGUUCCUUGGAUGGCCACUCUACCCGGGAGCCUUGGAGUAUGACCAGAUUCGAUACAUUUCGCAGACUCAAGGUUUACCAGGAGAACAGUUGUUAAACGUGGGGACGAAAUCCACAAGAUUUUUUUGCAGAGAAGCUGAUAUAUUUCAUUCUGGUUGGAGAUUAAAGACACUAGAAGAACAUGAGGCAGAGACAGGCAUGAAAUCUAAAGAAGCACGAAAGUACAUAUUCAACAGUCUGGAUGAUAUAGUGCAUGUGAACACAGUGAUGGAUUUGGAAGGAAGUGAUCUUUUGGCUGAGAAAGCUGAUAGAAGAGAAUUUGUUAGUCUGUUGAAAAAAAUGUUGCUGAUUGAUGCAGAUUUAAGAAUUACUCCUGCAGAGACUUUGAACCAUCCUUUUGUUAAUAUGAAACAUCUUCUUGAUUUUCCUCAUAGCAACCAUGUUAAGUCCUGUUUUCAUAUUAUGGAUAUUUGUAAGUCCCAUCCAAGUUCAAAUGACACAAAUAAUCACAAUAAAGUUUCACUUUUAAGACCAGUUGCUUCAAAUAGCACCAGUAGUCUGCCAGCAAAUUUUACCAAAAUUGGCACAUUGAGAAAUCAGGCAUUAACUACAUCUGCUCACUCGGUUGUGCAUCAUGGAAUUCCUCUGCAGGCUGGAACUGCUCAUUUUGGUUGUGGUGAUGCUUUCCAACAGACACUGAUUAUUUGCCCUCCAGCUAUUCAAGGUAUUCCUGCAACACAUGGUAAACCCACUAGUUAUUCAAUAAGGGUAGAUAAUGCAGUUCCACUUGUAACUCAGGCCCCAGCUGUGCAGCCACUACAGCUACGACCAGGAGUUCUGUCUCAGGCUUGGUCUGGUAGAACACAGCAGAUGCUGGUACCUGCCUGGCAACAGGUAGCACCCAUGGCUGCUGCUACUACUACCCUAGCUUCUGAGGGCAUGGCUGGUUCGCAAAGGCUUGGAGACUGGGGGAAAAUGAUUUCACAUAGCAAUCAUUAUAGCUCAGUGAUACCACAGCCUCUUCUGACCAAUCAGAUAACUUUAUCGGCCCCUCAGCCAAUUAGUGUGGGCAUUGCCCAUGUUGUCUGGCCUCAGCCUGCCACUACAAAGAAAAAUAAAAUGUGCCAGAACAGGAGUAAUUCAUUGCAGAACACCAGUAUCCCACAUCCAGCAUUUAUUUCUCCAAAGAUAGUCAGCGGGAAAGAUGUCGAGGAGGUAACUUGCAUAGAAACACAGGACAAUCAUAACUCAGAAGGAGAGGCAAGAAGUUGUGAAACUCCCAUCAGGCAAGACUCUGAUUCAUCAGUUUCAGACAAACAGCGACAAACGAUCAUUAUUGCUGACUCCCCAAGUCCUGCAGUGAGUGUGAUCACUAUUAGCAGUGACACCGAUGAAGAAGAGACGCAGAGACAUUCACUUAGAGAAUGUAAAGGUAGUCUAGAUUGUGAAGCUUGCCAGAGCACUUUGAAUAUUGAUCGGAUGUGUUCAUUGAGUAGUCCUGAUAGUACCUUGAGCACCAGUUCCUCUGGGCAGUCCAGCCCAUCUCCUUGUAAGAGACCGAACAGUAUGUCAGAUGAAGAACAGGAAAGUGGAUGUGACACCGUGGAUGGCUCUCCAGCGUCAGACUCUUCAGGACAUGACAGUCCAUUUGUAGAGAGCAGUUUUGUGGGAGACACUCAUCAGAACACAGAACUGGUAACCUCUACUGACAAAAAAACCAAACCAGCUGUUUGUACUGUUGUGGUGCCACCAAUGAGACUAGAAAACCGAUUAAAUACUGAUGAGCACAUGGCAAACACAGAUUCUAUAUGCCAGCCAUUACCGAAAGGACGAUCAGCCCCUGGAAGAUCAAACCAGCCUUCUACAGUGGGUAAUCGUCAACAAAAAUUGACAUCAGCAUUCCAACAGCAGCAUUUGAAUUUCAGUCAGGUUCAGCACUUUGCACCAGGACAUCAAGAAUGGAAUGGAAAUUUUGGACAUCGAAGACAGCAAGCUUAUAUCCCGACUAGUGUUACCAGUAACCCAUUUACUCUUUCUCAUGGAAGUCCCAAUCACACAGCUGUACAUGCCCAUCUGUCUGGAAACACGCACCUUGGAGGACAGCCUACUCUACUCCCAUACCCAUCAUCAGCUACUCUCAGUAGUGCUGCACCAGUGGCCCACCUCUUAGCCUCUCCAUGUACCUCAAGACCUAUGUUACAACAUCCAACUUAUAAUAUCUCCCAUCCUGGUGGCAUAGUCCACCAAGUCCCAGUGGGCAUAAAUCCCCGUCUGUUACCAUCCCCAACCAUUCAUCAGACUCAGUACAAACCUAUCUUCCCACCACAUUCUUACAUUGCAGCAUCACCUGCAUAUACUGGAUUUCCAUUGAGUCCAACAAAACUCAGCCAGUAUCCAUAUAUGUGAAAAGUCAAAAGGAUAUAUUGAGGAAGCUCAAUGAUACAAACAUUUGAUUAAAAAUAAAAACAUGGUAUUUAAUAAAUAUUAGCCAUGGCACAAGAAAAUUAUUUUUGAAUCAUGUAGACUUGGGUGCAAUUUAAACAACUUUGAGCUUUAAAAAAAAACUCACUUUUAAUGUGUUUUGCACAUUUGGUAUAACUUGUCUUUGGUCAUGUUAUCUUCUUAUGUAGUAAUUCUAGACAGGUGACUUAUGGGGGCAGAAAUCCAGUUUUGCUCCUGCUAUUUUUUAUAAAAUUGCCUUCUAACCAGUGCAAGACAUGUUCACAUUUGGGAAGCCAUUCUGUGUACAGACUUAGAGCAACAGAUGCACAUACAUCAGAAUUACAGCAUACAAGUGAAUUGUAUUAUCUGUGUCUUAGUGUAUAAAUGUUGGGUCACUUACCUAAGAAUUUGAGCUAUUGUUCUUUACAUUUGCAUGUGUCUUUGCAUGGGCAAGAUGUUGCCUAGACUUUGCUCUUAAAUGUUGUUCUAAUACUCUCAGCUGCAUUGUAAACCGUUCCCACACAUAGUGCCUUAAAUAUUUGAGGUUGUUAAUGUUAUUACCUAUAUAUAAAUGUUGAGGACUGCAGCACUUAAAAUUCAGACCUACUCUUUAAUUUUCUUUUGCUAGAGUAAUGUUCAUUUUUGGGUUUGUGUGGUAUGAUUUCAGGUUGGAACUUUUUUUCCAUACUAAGAAGGCAGCAUGUUUGCUAUAGGUGAAUUCUGCUGUCUGGUUUUUCAGAGUGAUCUAGCUUCAAGAAAAGCAAGCAGUUAGUAAUGCUUUAAAAAGUUGAUUCAGUAUCUAAUGGAUAGUUGAUAACUGUCACAAAACAGGAUUCUGUAUACUGUUAAGUGAAACUGCAAUACAAUCUUAAGUUUAUUUUGAAGAGUGUUUGCUGUAUAAUUGGAUCUAAUAAAAUGUUUAGAGGUGCAGUAGGCAUGACUUUGGGUAGAUAAAGAAAGAAAAUGCAAAAUUCUCAUGGAUUCAUGAUGUGGUUUCAUCUUAGCUUGGGCAAACCAUGCAGUAUUUAAUAAAUAAAUAGUAGCAGCAUAUUUACUAUUGAAGCUUGAAAAGAUGUGAGUUCUUUGUGUGCAAUUUUUCAUUUAUGCAUGUGAGUUGUUUUUUUUUUUAAAGUAUUUUCACAUUAUCGUACUUGUUUUGCUUGUUGGUGGUGUUUGCUUAUUUAAUACAUUCCGUCAGGGACAGAAAUUACAUGCUUUUUUUUUUCUCCCCUAGGAAGUGUGAGAUUUUCGUUUUGUGCUUUUUUUUUUUUUUUAAUCUGUUUUGUUUUGUUUUGGUGGUGGUGGUUAUGUUUAAACAAAGUUGCUUUUACAGCACCAAAGACUUAAUCAUCCAUUUCCUAUAUAAAAGGUAGCUACUUUUUGCAUAGACCUCAAGUAUAUUGUAGUAUAGAGGUGGAAUUUAAGGAAAGGUAUUAAACAGGCUGUGUUUUAGCUUAUGGACAAGUAAUAAAUUGUAUCAUUUAUCUUGAAUGUAUCAUAGAUAAGCUGCUAUAUAACGAUUGCCACUUCAGAUAGCUGUGAAAUUAGGUGAUUAACUAGUUGUUAUUUAGCCUUCUAAUUUCUGUAUCGGUCUAAUUACAUGAAAUAGAAGUUGGGGUUUUGAUUUUUUACUUUGCUUUUCUGUUUGGAGUGUCAUUGUAACUACUGUAUUGUAAAUGAUGGAAAAUAAUUGCAUAUGUUAUUUUGGGGUGUGUUAUUUGCAUCAGUAUUUUAUCUCUAUUAAUGUUUGUGCUCAUCACUGCAUAUAAAAACUUGGAUUGUAACUUAAUUUUUUAUUUUCAUACUGGCAUUGUAGACACUUGAGAAAGCUGUAUCUUGCAGGCUUGACUUAACUUUUUUCCUUAAAAAUCUGGAAUGUAAUCUUACAACAUUUACUGGAAUAAACAGUACAAAACAUUUGAGUGUAGAACUCUUCAAAUGUUUUGGAUUUACAGCAUUUCUUUGAUAAAGGAAUUGCAUACCACUAGUACAGCUUUAGUACAGCGUUGACAAUAAGCUAAUAAUGGAUAAACUUUUCUUUACUCCAUUGACACAAGCAGUGUUUUAUUUAAUAUUCAUCGAUGAAAUAAAUGUGCCUGAAAUUGAUUUUAAAUUUUACAGUAUUAGAUCAUAAAAUAAAAACCAGCAGUACAUUUUUAGUCGCACUGAAAAUGAAGGACUUAAUUUUCCCCACAAGUUUCAGUGUUUUUUAGUAAUCAAUUCUAUGCAUUUAUAUAAAUAGAAAUAUAUAUAUUACACAGAAAAAUGGAAUAGCCUAAGAUUAAUUUAAAAGAUUAUUUACAGAUGGCAAAUUUAUGGAGUCACUAUUUAAGUAAACUUGCUGCCCUCCACAGCCUUCUAAUUUUAUUUAUAUGGUUCAGUAGAUUACUGUGCUCACCUUUUGGUAAAGAAUCAAUGUCAGCAGUGGAUGUUUUAGAAACACCUAGUGCAAAGGAUUGAUGAUAAUGGUUGUACCACAGGUACAAGACUGGCACAGGUUUCUUUUUGUUUGGGGCCAUGUUUACUGCCCUGAAUUGUCAUAUUUUCUUUUUCUUUUUUUUUUUUUAUAGGUUUCUUUUUUUUAAUUUCUUUAUUGGGGAAUUAAUGUUUUACAUUCAACAGUAAAUACAAUAGUUUGUACAUGCAUAACAUUCCCCAGUUUCCCAUAUAACAAUACAACCCCCACUGGGUCCACUGUCAUCCUUCUUGGACCUGUAUUCUCCCCAGCCACCCACCCCCACCCCUGAAGUGUCAUAUUUUCUAUAGGACCAGACUGAUGUGGUCUUGUUCAAUUGACAGGAAAUGGUAAAACUUUAGUGUUUUCAUAAUAGUAAUGUUUGAUAAAGGGGUACCCCAGUUAAUUACACCGAUCUUAACUGAUUCAAAUCAUGGUCUUUUUAUGUAAUCAAAAAAAUUAAAAUUGCAAAAAUUCUUUUAAGGUCUAAAUUUAGCACAUUGACAAAAGUAUCUGGAUUUAUCUCUUUAAAACAUUUUAAACUAAUUUUCUUUGGUUUUAGCGCUUUCUUAAAUAAAACACUGCAUGACUUUCAAGUUGCAUAUUUGCAUAACUAUUUUAAUUUGCUAAUUAUUUUUUAUCAAAUAUCCUGAUACUUUUCUGUCAGGGUACUUAUUUAAAUAUGUCACUGUAGUAACAAACCUUUUAUUUUAUUUUAAAGCCUUUACUACUAAUUUUAAACUUGGUUUGUGUUAAGUAAAAGUUAAAUCAUACACUGCAAGGUGUAGGAAGAUUUAUUUUAAUGAACCCAAUGAUAUAGCUUUGAUUACUAAGUUUGAACUGUUAACUGUUUAACAAUUUUAGACUUGUGGCUUUCUUUCUUUGGUUUGUUUGUAUUUGCUUUUAUUUCUAUGCUACACUAGUUUGCCAUGUAGCAAUUGCACUGUGCAAUAUUAUAAUAAGGACUGGGAAAAUUUUAUGGAUGUAUUGUCUAUUACGGUUUGCGAUAGUAUUUCUUUCUAGUUCUCAGUGAUUUAAAUGUGACCAAGCCUUCUGUACUUUGUCACAAAAAGCGGGUUUUCCAGGUGACUAUUUUGGUGAGUGUCAAAAUAAGAAUUUAUGGUGUAUUACUGUCUAUUCACUUUGAAUUAAAAUAUAUAUAUAUUGCAGCAAACAA